AUGGAGAGAUCUAGGGAUGUUUGUGUGGUUGUAGCGGCGUUGAUGUUAUGCUCAAUGAUGGUGAGCACUGCUUCUCGCAUGUCAAUGCCUGAGGCUGAGAAUAGCAACGAGGAACUCAGAGGAAGUCUGCUUGCCAAUGGGCUUGGCUUGACUCCUCAAAUGGGGUGGAAUAGUUGGAAUCACUUCAACUGCAAAGUGGAUGAGAAAGUCAUCAAAGAAACUGCUGAUGCUCUAGUCUCCACUGGUCUUGCCAAGCUUGGAUAUAUCUACGUUAAUAUAGAUGAUUGCUGGGCUGAAAUGCAACGUGAUGCCAAGGGUAAUCUAUUGCCUAAGAAUUCAACAUUUCCAUCUGGCAUUAAAGCCCUUGCAGAUUACGUUCACAGCAAGGGCCUUAAGUUAGGAAUCUACUCAGAUGCAGGGCAAUUUACUUGUAGCAAAACCAUGCCUGGUUCACUUGGUCACGAGGAGCAAGAUGCCAAAACUUUUGCUUCAUGGGGUAUUGAUUAUUUGAAGUAUGAUAACUGUUACAAUGAUGGAACAAAGCCAACCGUUAGAUACCCUGUAAUGACUAGGGCACUAACAAAAGCAGGUCGUCGAAUCUUUUUCUCACUUUGUGAAUGGGGUGACUUGCACCCUGCUCUAUGGGGUUUUAAGGUUGGAAAUAGCUGGAGAACUACUAAUGACAUUUCUGAUAAUUGGAACAGUAUGCUCUCUAUAAUAGACUUGAAUGAAGUAUAUGCUGAUCUUGCAAGGCCCGGUGGUUGGAAUGAUCCUGACAUGCUUGAGGUGGGAAAUGGAGGGAUGAAAAAUAAUGAAUAUAUAGCCCACUUUAGUUUAUGGGCUAUUUCCAAGGCUCCCCUUCUCCUUGGUUGCGAUGUGAGGAACCUGUCAAAAGAGACAUUUAAUAUCAUUUCCAAUCAAGAGGUUAUUGCAGUUAAUCAAGAUUCACUUGGCAUACAAGCUAAAAAGGUUAGGAUGGAGGGUAAUAGUGAGAUUUGGGCAGGGCCUCUUUCAGGCAACAGGGUAGCUCUAGUUCUGCUCAACAGAGCCACUGUACCUCAUUCAAUUACAGGCAUUUGGGACGAUAUUGGAAUCCCUGAAAACAGUGUCAUCGAAGCAAGAGAUGUUUGGGAGCACAAGACAUUGGAGACAAGAUUUGUUGGAAACUUGACAGCCAACGUGGAGCCUCACAGUUGCAAAAUGUUUGUGUUGAAGCCAAUUGCUUGA
Molecule: messenger RNA, 1227 nt
Organism: Quercus robur (English oak)
Lineage: Eukaryota; Viridiplantae; Streptophyta; Magnoliopsida; Fagales; Fagaceae
Product: alpha-galactosidase 1-like
Exons: 15
Coding region: 1-1227 (408 amino acids)
Biological process (GO): carbohydrate metabolic process
Molecular function (GO): hydrolase activity, hydrolyzing O-glycosyl compounds
Source: RefSeq, a predicted model, not a curated record